AUGUCCAGUCCAUCCACCGAAACCACAAUCACCAAAAAGAAAAAGAAAGCAUGUCGCCGCUGCCGCCACAGAAAACAGAAGUGCGACUUUGAGCAACCGUGCCAUAAUUGUAGAACAUCUGGAGCUCAAUGUGAAUCUGUCGUCCAGGAACGCACAGAACAGUAUCCUAUAGGAUACGUCUCUGCGUUAGAAGACCACGCCGCAUCAUUGGAAAAAGAACUAAGCCAAAAGUUCCCAAGUGCUGCUGCCGACCAUAUGGACUUCGAGGGUUCCUUAGGUGUGGUGUCGAAUAGGCCGCUGUUAUCUCCAAAUGCGAAUGCAAACUUCCAACCCCUUCCGGAAUCUGACAUGAGCUGGCAAUGGCAAAAUCCUCAAACACCUCAUGAUAUGAGGACUAACAGCAACGCUCAUAUUGCAUUUGGAGUUAAUAAUACCUCGCCUCCACAACUUUCCUCUUGGUCCCAACCGUCAAUUCUCGAGUCAGGAUUUUCACAUCCGAAAAGUCCUGUAGCAAGUCGACAGAAUGAUAUACCAGUUUGUACUGCAGCUUCUUAUUUUCGAACAUAUUUCCAGUUUGUUCAUCCUCAAUAUCCUUUUCUGGAACUCGAUAAAUGCAGUGAGUGGUAUACGAGGUGGAAGGUUGCUUCGCCCGCGGAUCCUCUGGAUGGAUGGCCAGCGUAUUGUGUUAAAAUGAUUUUUGCAAUUGGGUCGUUACUUCAGUCCAAGUCGGACGAUGUUACGAGAUUCCCACAUGAUGAGUUAAAGUCACAUGCCCAGGUCGACAAUCUUACAAUUCAGAACCAAGGCUGCAGUCCAAUAAUCCGUUUGCAAUCAAUGCUGCUAUCAGCGGUAUAUGCUCUUCAUUCUGAAUCGACAAUUUCAAUAUCACAUCUCAAGACGUUGGUGAUGAGGAUAGCCGGAUCAAAAUUCGGGUUUGGUCUUGUGCCUAUGCAGAGAGGUGCAAGUGCCACUUUGGACAUACCUGUCAGUUUAGCGGACUCAUAUAUCUCCUCUCCUUUAUUUACCGAAUUUCCAGAGGUCCUUCCAGCAAUGCCGUGGCUGCAUGACCUACCAAAUUCAACAGAACAAACCACUAUUCCGGGCCUCGGAAACUUUGCACAUACUUGCAAGAUUCGUCUCAUGUAUGCCGAGGGGUAUCAAAGUCCUCUGUGGCUCCAUCUCAUCGCACAACUGUCUCGGCUAGUUCUAUGUCGUCCCUCCAAACGAAAUAUACAUACGGAGAUUAGUGAGAUGGCAUUACGAGCAUCUUGUGAAGCAUGUACGACCUUUCGAGCGUUACAAAAGAAACGGCAAGUAGCUCAACCGUGGCUUGUGGUACUCACACAAUUCCAAGCCGGUGUUACAAUCCUUUAUAUAAUUUGGGCUCGAGGCAUCACAAUACCCACGGAAGCAGACCUCGCAAUACGAGAUUGCGCAUCUGUGCUGGCGAUUCUCGCCGAUCGAUGGCAGAACGCCGAACGAUAUCGAGAUUGUUUUGAAUUUUUAGCGAGGACGAUUCCAAGAUGUACUAUGCCUGGACAUCUUGAGAAUGAUGCACGUACUGAACUAGCGGGAUUGAUCGAGAAGGUCAAUGAAUCGGGAGUUCAUGGUCAUGUGAGGACGAUGUUGUAUGAGAUAGCUGGUACUUUUGAUGGUGCGAAUUAUAAUUUUGUAGGGUCUAGGACGUGA
Molecule: messenger RNA, 1689 nt
Organism: Glarea lozoyensis ATCC 20868
Lineage: Eukaryota; Fungi; Ascomycota; Leotiomycetes; Helotiales; Helotiaceae
Product: Zn2/Cys6 DNA-binding protein
Exons: 7
Coding region: 1-1689 (562 amino acids)
Biological process (GO): positive regulation of transcription by RNA polymerase II
Molecular function (GO): sequence-specific DNA binding; zinc ion binding; DNA-binding transcription factor activity, RNA polymerase II-specific
Source: RefSeq, a predicted model, not a curated record